Striga asiatica is the source of this 750-nucleotide messenger RNA. Lineage: Eukaryota; Viridiplantae; Streptophyta; Magnoliopsida; Lamiales; Orobanchaceae. The record is from the annotation of a GenBank genome assembly.
AUGGACUACUUUCCCACCGUUCUCCACCGCCUCGCCGACUGGUUCCUCCACUUCUUCCUCCCAUCCGAGCUCAAACGCCCCCGUCCCCUCUUCCAAAAUCACCCCUCCAAGCCCCCCACGCCCCUCCACGCGCCGCCCUACCCCGACGUCUCCAAGUGCCGUCCCCGCCUCUCCCACACCCUCACCUGCGACGUCCACCGCUGCCUCCUCAGGUCCCCUUCCUUCUUCCCCUUCUUCAUGCUCGUUGCCUUCGAGGGCGGCGGCCUCCUACGCGCCCUCCUUCUCCUCCUCACGUGCCCCGUCACGUGGCUCCUGGGCGGCGACCUCGGGAUGCGGGCCAUGGUGUUCGUCACCUUCUGCGGGCUCACGCCCGAGGACGUCGACGGCGUGGCCCGGGCCGUGCUUCCCAAGUUCUACCUGGAGAAUCUCAACCGGCACGCGUACGAGGCGUUUGUGUCUGCCGGGAGGCGGGUUGUGGUCACGAGCGUCCCCAGGGUCAUGGUGGAGGGGUUUUUAAAGGAGUACCUGGGGGCGGAUAAGGUGGUCGGGACAGAGUUGCAUCGGGCGGGCCGGUUUUUUACGGGCUUUGUUUCGGGCUCGGGGUUGGUAGUGAAGCACAGGGCUGCCAGGGAGAUUUUUGGGGAUAAAAAGCCCGAUAUAGGUAUUGGGAGCCCGAGCCCGCACGACCAUCUGCUGAUGUCUCUUUGCAAGGUACGCGUGAUCCGUGCCCUUAGAAGGAAAAAUGAAUGA